GUUGUAAUUCCCCAUUGCAUUUUCCUUCCCUUUUUCCACUUUGCACUCUUUUUCUCUGUUCAAUGAAAGCCACACCCUCCUAUUCCGGGAUGUGUACUUCGUUUCAAACAUCAAUUGUCCUCACAUUAAGGAAUAUAAUCAUCUAUUUCAAUAUUGUACAGAUGAGUUAUGUGCCAGGAUGGAUCCCUUAGGCCUUGGUGCAUCCAACCGGGCAUCUGACGGGACAUGGACCGCGUGAAGGAGGCGGCGGUACGGGGACAGUGACGGACUGAGCUUACUUGAAGAGGUGUGUUCGGGCCAUGGCGGGCUACUGGGAUCUUUGCCGGCGCACUUGCGUGUGCUGCCUCUCAGAGGAGGAGCAGAGGACCAUUGCCGUGGACAACGAGAUCAAGAAGCAACUCAGGAAGCAGAAGCGGAUGGAGCGGCAGCAAGUCAAAGUUCUCCUGUUGGGAACUGGUGAGAGUGGCAAAACCACCUUCAUCCGCCAGAUGAGGAUCAUCCACGGGCGGGGCUUCUCAGAGGAAGACAGGAAAGAAUUUGCGAAAUGCAUCUUCCAGAACAUCUUCACGGCCAUAAAGGCCAUGACAGGAGCAAUGAACACGCUAAAAAUUCCCUACUCCAACCCAGAUAACGAGUUCUACGCCAGUAAAGUGGAGAACGUCAACACGUUGCAUAUCACCAAGCUGGAGCGAGAUUACGUGGACGCCAUCCGCCGCCUCUGGGCCGACUCCGGCAUUCGGGUCUGCUACAGCCGACGCUGCGAGUACCAGCUCCUGGACUCCACGGAGUACUACAUGAACCAAUUGGACCGCAUCGCAGAGCCAGACUACAUCCCCACGGAACAGGACGUGCUGAGGGUCCGAUUCCCCACCACGGGUAUCCACGACUACUCCUUCACCAUCAACAAGAUUACGCUCAGGAUCGUGGAUGUAGGCGGUCAGAAGUCAGAGCGUAGGAAAUGGAUCCACUGUUUUGAGAACGUCACCUCGCUCAUCUUCCUGGCCUCCCUCAGCGAGUAUGACCAAGUCCUGGAGGAGAGGAACACCAUUAACCGCAUGGAGGAGAGCCUGGCUUUGUUCUACACCACCAUCCAUUCACCGUGGUUCCACAACACCUCCACCAUCCUCUUCCUCAACAAAACUGACAUCCUGGCUGACAAAAUACUAACCUCUGACCUGAAGAAAUACUUCCCCGGUUUCACGGGUCGGAGACAGGACGCGGAGGAGGCCAAAAAAUACAUCCAAAAGCUAUACCGGCAGCAGACCAACAACCCGGAUAGCAAGGAGGAAGGAAAAAGCCUCUACCUGCAUCACACGUGCGCCACAGACACGGACAACAUCCGCAAGGUGUUCAGCGACAUUAAGGACACGGUGCUGCUCAGGUCUCUGAAAGAGUACGGCAUCUUCUGAACAUUGGAAACAGCACUUUGGAUGACCGUUUGUGAGACUAUCUGGAGAAGGACGGUGAGAAUGAAGACCAGUUUUUCUUCCACAAGUAAAAGAGGCGGACACGGACAGGCCACUGGCUUAUAGACAGACAAGCAUCCAUCCAUAAUCGAAAACGCGGGUCCCGCUAGGGUUGCGGGUGAGAUGGAACCUAUCAACAGCGGACUUUGGUCGCCAGCCAAUCAGCGUGCACAUACUGUAUAGACGAACAACCAUUUGCAUUCUCAUUUGUGUGUGUGUCGCGGUCAGGUUUGGGUCACGAGGCUUUCAUUGGAAAGUUCCUUCAGGUAGCCCAAAUUGUAAUUUUUCUACAAGACCCGAUGAAAGUAAAUUAUCCAACACGUUGCACAGUGUUUUAUAUUGACUAUUACGCCUUGUACAUAGAGCUAGCAUUAAGUACUAUCACCGCUCCAUCUGCGGGGACAUUGUCCUGUUCAUCUACAGUACAUUCAGCGUGAAAGUUCACACCCAGCGUAGCAGCACUUUCAGAGUUCAAACGGCUUUCCGAGCAGAAAACGCAAAUUUGUGUUACAGUGGCAACUCCGAGCGCAAACACAAUUUGCACCGUAGGAAACAAAGGCAAUACACUGAAUCCAUUCCAGUUAUUAUCGUUGAAAGCCAUUUUUUAAAAAAGAUCUUCACACAAAAUAGUCACAUAAAAAUAGUAAAAUGCUUCCUUAACUUGGAACCAAUCUGUUUUUGAAGUGAAUAUUGCCCUGUUUGAAGUAACUGUCAACAAUUAUAGGUGUGUAAUUACGAGGUGGCUCAGCGUUUAACCCUUUCAGGGAAAGCGGUUACUACAGUGGACAGCUAAUCGAGUUAUCCGGUGACAGGGUGCAUGAAAGGGUUAAUUAACAGUGUUAUGGCAGCUAUCUACUUAAUCUGAAGAUGGGGGCCAGGGAAAAUGAAAAUGGCCCCCUACAAUGGUUUCUGAUUGUUUAUAGUCAUGGUUUAAACUAAAAUAUCUGACAAACUACAAUCCCAGAAUUUCCGCUAACAACCCAGGCUAAACGCAGCUCCGAUCAGACAUAAAGUCUUUGUGGAAAUGUCAUCACAUCACUUCAACAUAGUUCCGUGACACAAUUUGCAAGAGGGGGCUGCUGUCCCACUUACACUAAAGACAACGUUCAAUUGUUUCCAAUUUUUUGGAACAGGGCAAACCAAACUAGCAAAAGGCAAUGAGCCACAUGCUUCUUCAUCGAGACAUUCGCCGACCGCGUAGCAAUGUUGAUCACUUUUUAGUAAAAGCUAAAAACAAUAAACGCACUUUGCCCACCUAAAGUGAUGACACCGGUGAUUCAGGGUGAGCAAUGUUCAAAUAUCAGCGUGUUCUUAAUUAUGAAUUAUUUAUGACAUUUGAGGAGGUUGGAAAAGUGGGAGCUCCUCAUUAGCUUCACAAAUGCGUCUAUAUUGUUGAUUGAUUGACUGUAUUUGUUUGUGUCACCCUGUUGAACGAUGUCUUUUACUCAAUCACGUCGUGAGGAGUCACUCGUUUGUCAGCAGAUUUUGGUGAAAAGGAGGGGGCGCAAAUAUUAAAAACCGGUGAACACGUGAAGAUAAUAUUUGCUCUUUUUGAACAGUUGGAAGUCUUUGUCACCUUACAUGCCGACAAGAGAUCGAGUGGAUUUAUAACAGCGGUGAGACUUAAUUAAAAGGAAAUCUCCCUCAA
Hippocampus zosterae (dwarf seahorse) is the source of this 3114-nucleotide messenger RNA. Its product is annotated as guanine nucleotide-binding protein subunit alpha-11-like. NCBI's taxonomy places the organism in Eukaryota, Metazoa, Chordata, Actinopteri, Syngnathiformes, Syngnathidae. Gene Ontology annotation, molecular function: G-protein beta/gamma-subunit complex binding; guanyl nucleotide binding; GTPase activity. Bases 300 to 1409 code for a protein of 369 amino acids. The record is from RefSeq and is a predicted model, not a curated record. The transcript is spliced from 9 exons. Gene Ontology annotation, biological process: phospholipase C-activating dopamine receptor signaling pathway; adenylate cyclase-modulating G protein-coupled receptor signaling pathway; action potential. Gene Ontology annotation, cellular component: heterotrimeric G-protein complex.